AUGGUAAAAACUGUGAUUUAAAAUGCCCAAAUGGUUGUCAAGUAUGUGUUAAUCGAAACAAAUGCAUAUAAUACUCAAGUGAUAACCCAGGAGUAAUUCCAAACUAAUUGUGUCAUUAUUCAUGUUCUUAGUGUUCAGGCUUAACAAAAUUUGAUUGCCUUGACUGUUCUUCUUCAACCCGUAUUUACAACCAAAAAACAAUGA
This is a messenger RNA of Tetrahymena thermophila SB210, 204 nucleotides long. RefSeq lists its product as hypothetical. NCBI's taxonomy places the organism in Eukaryota, Ciliophora, Oligohymenophorea, Hymenostomatida, Tetrahymenidae. The record is from RefSeq and is a predicted model, not a curated record. The transcript is spliced from 2 exons.